CAUUAUAAGCCAGUGGCAGGAGGCAGCGGUGGUCAGAGCUGAGCGGGCGCUUCCGACGGGAGAGAGCACCGCGGGCUCGGGGCCGCUGCCGCUAAUCCUGCCGAGGGAGGGAGUGAGCGAGCGGCGGAGUGACGUGACCCGAGCCGGAGCCCAGCGGAUCGCGAGCUCUCCCCUCACGCCCACGCUCUCUCUCCCGGUCGCGCACAUAACGCACAAAAGUAUUCCAUCACCAUCAGAAACCACAAUUUGUUCAGCCAUUUCCCCAGUUGAUGAGCAUCCCUUCAAUUUCCAGGUUUUUGCCACCACAAAAAGAGCAGCUGUAAAUAUUUUUGCACAAAUCUUUGGAACUGAAGAGAAUUUUGAAAUCCAUCGUCAGUUAAGAUGGCUCCUGCUGUUGGAGGUCCCCAAGGAUAUACCCCUCCAGAAGGAGGCUGGGGAUGGGUUGUGGUUAUUGGAUCCUUCAUCUCUAUUGGCUUCUCUUAUGCAUUUGCCAAAUCAAUUACUGUAUUCUUCAAAGAAAUUGAAGUCAUCUUCAAUGCCACUUCUAGUGAAGUCUCAUGGAUAUCUUCCAUCAUGUUGGCUGUUACUUAUGGAGGAGGUCCCAUUAGCAGUAUCCUGGUAAACAAGUAUGGUAGCCGGCCAGUGAUGAUGAUUGGUGGCUGCCUAUCAGGAUGUGGUUUGAUUGCUGCCUCAUUUUGUAACACCGUGAAAGAGCUGUACUUCUGUGUCGGAGUCAUUGGUGGUCUUGGACUCUCCUUCAACUUAAAUCCAGCUUUAACCAUGAUUGGCAAAUAUUUCUUCAAAAAGCGUCCAUUGGCAAAUGGGUUGGCCAUGGCAGGGAGUCCUGUAUUUCUCUCUACCCUGGCACCCAUGAAUCAGGUUUUCUUUGGCAUCUUCGGCUGGAGGGGCAGCUUCUUAAUUCUUGGGGGUUUGCUACUAAACUGCUGUGUAGCUGGAGCACUUAUGCGACCAAUAGGACCCAAACCAGAUGCAGUGAAAAAAGAAAUAUCCAAAGAAUCCCUACAAGAAAUAGGGAAGUUGGACUCAAAAAAAGGGGCUGGUGAUGCAAAUAUAGAUCUUAUUGCUGGAAACAGUAAGCAAGAGAAACCGAAGCAGUCAUUCUUCCAAAUAAUUAAUAAGUUUCUGGAUUUUUCCCUCUUCAAGCAUAGAGGCUUUUUGCUGUACCUCUCUGGCAAUGUGCUCAUGUUUUUUGGAUUAUUUACUCCCUUAGUUUUUCUAAGUAAUUAUGCCAAGAGCCAGAAUAUAUCUAAAGAGUCUUCUGCCUUUCUACUCUCCAUUUUAGCUUUUGUCGACAUGGUAGCCAGACCCUCUAUGGGACUUGUAGCCAACACAAAGUGGGUGAGACCUCGAGUGCAGUAUUAUUUUGCUGCCUCAAUAAUCGGUAACGGUGUGUGCCACCUGCUGGCGCCCUUAUCUACCAGUUAUGCUGGAUUUUGUGUCUAUGCGGCAUUCUUUGGAUUUGCAUUUGGCUGGCUCAGCUCAGUAUUGUUUGAAACACUAAUGGACCUUGUUGGGCCUCAGAGGUUCUCCAGUGCUGUGGGUUUGCUGACAAUCAUGGAGUGCUGUCCUGUUCUCCUGGGGCCACCACUUUUAGGUCGUCUCAAUGAUAUCUAUGGGAAUUACAAAUACACGUACUGGGCCUGUGGGGUUAUCCUGAUUGUGUCAGGCAUCUACCUUUUCAUUGGCAUGGGCAUCAAUUAUCGCCUUUUGGCAAAAGAACAGAAAGCAGAGGAGGAACUGAGAAAGGAAGGAAAGGAGCAAGAAACCAACAUGGACAGCAUUGAGAAGCAGAAAGAGGCCAAUAAAGCUGUGGAAGCUCUCCAACAGACACCCCCAGAAGAACGUCCCAAAGAGGAGGAAAACCGUCUUUAAGACUGACACUGCUGGGGUGGAGAGGGAGGAAAGAGCUCAUGUCCCAAAAUAGCCUAAAAUGGUCUUAUGGCUGACUGAUACCAGUGGUGCUCAAUUCAGAAAAGGGGAUUUCUGUGGGAAAUUGUACCAGGUGUUCAUGAAAUUCUUCAGUUUUGAGUGUUUUCCUUUUAUAUUUAAUAUCAUUACAAAUGAAAUCUGCCAUAUUUUGGAGGGAGAGUUAAGGAUGAGGGAAGGAACUAGUUUUUAUAUAUUGGAUUUUAAUAGUGACUUGAAGAUACUUAUGUGCCUUAAAUGUUUGUCUGUAGACCUCAUUAUAAAGCCUUAACUUUUUAAAUAGUUUAGUUUUAUUUUGUCUUUUCAAAUCAUUUUUUAAAAAUCAGGCAGCAAAUGUACCUGGAAGAAAAAUCCACAAAAACUCCAUGUGAUGAUUAAGGCAGCAGUAUGAGUGUUGAUCCUAGAAACUAACCCUGCUUCCAGGAACUUUUGUCACCUUCUGUCAGACCCAUUAUCCCUGGGAAGUGUGUUGGAAGAAGAGCUGGGGCAGCCCUUUGAAAUUAUCCUUUACUGUUAGACAUUUUAACUUGUAUAAUUUUUUUUGCCUCCCAUCCACAUUUUCUAACCACCCCCAGAUCAUUUGGGAUAGAGUUCUUAAAAAGUAUGUUUUUUUCCUUUAUCCUGACUAGUAUUUCUCAACACUCCUCAUUGUUUUUUGGUUAUUUUCCCUAGGGUUGGUAAUUAGAAGUUAAAUGUGCACUCAUAGGAGCUUUUUUUGAAACGCUAUUCUCAAAAUUCACUGUUUUUUAGGAGUAUAAAGUGGGUAUUUUCAAUUCUACCCCACUUUGCCCUUACUUUUGCAAUCAUUUGUAUUAUCUCCCUUUUUUAAUGUUAGAAAGUAGAGUGUUUUAUUUUGUUCUUGAACAAGUUUGUCUUUGGGCUGCUUGGUAAACACCCCAACUUCCAUUAAAUGUAGAGAGUGGCAUUUGAAGGAAUUACUGAAUUUAGCUCACUGUUUGUUUUUUUUGUUUGUUUUCCCCAAAAAUCCUAGUUAAACUUAGUGAGCUGAUUGGAAGCAUUUUUUCUCACAAUUUUACUUUUCCUCCAUUCACACUGGUCCCCUUUUGCUCUGCUAGCUUUAAGCAGUGUGUAAGGCAUUAUUUUGCCUAAAAGUUUUUCCAUGUUUGCAUACUAAAUGGGGCCAGAGGAAACUGGCCAUGCAAGCUAUUGAAGAGAAGUGGGAGGGAGUUUGCUAAUGUACUUAAUUCCAGUGAAGACUUUCACUGGCUUUCUCAUUAGACUUUAAAGCAAAUUAAGAUAAUUAGUUAGGAAAAAAUGGGUUCAUUCUCUUUCCAACUGGAAUUCAAAGAGUUUGAGAGCCUUCUUAUUUACUUACCUGAAAGUUAGAGAAUUAGGGGUCUGUGUAGAUAAAAGGUAGGGGGGGAAGGAAAGGCAGGGAAAGUGGGUAAAUAUUUCCUUAUUUGUCUUGUAUACUUGGAGGAAGGAAGAGACUGAUAAAAAGGCAUUCAGUGAAUAGAAUUGUCUUAGAGUAAGUGACAUAGUGAAAGUGUUGAUCCAAAACCUUGUAAAAGGCUAAUUUUUCCAAAUAAAUACUUUUUAAAAAAUAAUUCAUUCACCAAACUCUUGAUUUGUUUGUAGGAACCUGGGUCUUUAAUUUUUUAUAGCCAAGUUCCAGUGUGUCACUUGUCAAUAUUAAAGUAACUCAUGCCAGCUUUUAUGUGCCUUGGGAGUUUGUUUAUAUGGUCUCCUUCAUUUUUUUAUUCUCUGCACUCCUUAUGUUAAGGUAGGCAGACAUGAAGUAUUCUUCCUUCCUUUCUUUUCUCAUUUUCUCUCUUCCAACAGCAUUCAGAUCAGUUAGCUUUCAGGGCAAGAUGCAGAACUCACUUUUCAAGUAGAAUAUGCUUGUAUGAUUAGCCUCCAUUCCAUCUCCCCCUUCUCAGAAUAUAUGUUCAGAAACGAAAUUUAAAUGUCUAAAAAGCAUAUAUUAUAAAUUUUUUUUAGAAUCACAAGAAAUUGGCAGGGGACUAUGGAAAAGAGGCACUUAAUAUUUUUUUCAAAGCAGAGAUGAGUUGUAUAACGGAUAACAAAAAUGAAGGCACUGCUGUGUAGUUUUUGUCACAACUUAAACCAAAAGGGGCCUUGGAGAUCAUCCUGUCAGAUAUUCCCAUUUUAAAGACUCAGAAACUGAGGCUCAAAAAAUGUUAAGUGACUUGCCCAACAUCAGGCAGGAAGUCAGUUUAGCUCUCAGUGACCCUAACCAGUUACCUCUUUGUUGUAAGUCAUACAAAGGCUGCUGAUGCUUUCUGUUCCUCUAUGGAGGCUUUUGAACAUAGAAAUUCUUAAGACAUUGCAUUUCACACAACACUACCUAUUGCUUUAGGAGAAGAGAUGUCUGCGCAGGUUCUUAUCAGGCUGUCCACUUCUCCCGUUUUUCUUCCAUCCCCCAUAUUUCUUCACAAAGCUUAGAAAAAGGCAGAUUUAUUUAUUUAGUUGCCUCACCAACCUUAAGGAGAAAUUCCAGGAGCCUCUUUUUGGCAGUGCUUUCAUCUCCAUGCCUAGGGUGGGGAUCCAGUUGCCCAUCAUGCCUGUCAAGUGUCGAUUUGUAAACUUGAAAAAGAACAAAAGCAAUGUUGGAAUUAGUCAAGAAUAGAAUCAUUCAGUCACCUAAGGUGAAACUUAAAAAUUUUGGAAAUUUCAUCAUUUUCUUUUAAUAAAUGACUGUUGAAAUCAAUAGAAACAAAAUGGAAUAUUUUCUGUAAAACAACCAGAAAAACACUUUAAGUUACAAACUGUUGACAAAUCAUACUUCAAUUCUACUGAAAAUUUGGAAUUUUCUAUAAAUUCUGCAUUUGAAUGGCCAGUAUGAAUUAUUAGCUUGUACAAAAAAAAAAAUUCUUUAGGAAGAGAUGAGAUAAAGAGAUUAUGAAAACCCCUGAGAGAUAUUCUAUCAAGUGACCAUUUCCGAAAUUUUUGAGCUUGACCCAGAGACAGUAUUAAAUGGUAUAAUGUGAAUAAUUCUCUGGUCUUGAUGGCUGACUGGAUGACUAGUUUUGUGUGUACUGUAAUUUAUAUGUGUGUAUUUUUAUCAUUGUCUUCCUAAAUUUUACAAAAGGAAAAGGACUAUGGGUUGAGGGAUUUGCUUUUUGAAGCCAUUUAAUGUUUUGUAUGAAGCAGUGUUUUAUUGUAUUGAAUUUUGAACUUGUAAACUAGAUAUGUUUUAGUUUCAAGAAUUUAGGUGUUUUUCUCCCUUAGUAAACAGUUCGCACAAUACAAUAAACUUAGCAAUAAUUAGUA
Messenger RNA from Monodelphis domestica (gray short-tailed opossum), 5202 nucleotides. It is a transcript of the gene SLC16A1, whose product is annotated as solute carrier family 16 member 1. Gene Ontology annotation, cellular component: basolateral plasma membrane. NCBI's taxonomy places the organism in Eukaryota, Metazoa, Chordata, Mammalia, Didelphimorphia, Didelphidae. Gene Ontology annotation, molecular function: lactate:proton symporter activity. The record is from RefSeq and is a predicted model, not a curated record. Gene Ontology annotation, biological process: plasma membrane lactate transport.